AUGUCUCUGAACCGCUCGACGGGCCCAACGCAAGACCUCUCCUUCGCGGACCAGCAGGAGCUACUGGCAUUCAUCGACAAGCGCAACUGGUUUGAAGGGAAGCUCGAGUCACUCAAGGCAUUGCCUCGCGUCUAUCCCUUUGUGCAUCCAUACCUCGUCGCCGACUCCAAGAGCACCUCUGGCUACGUGCGUGCAGGCGCCGACAAAUCCGAAUGGCGGCUACCCGAUCGUGCGCAACUCGCAGCAUGGCAGAACGAGAGAAACGCGCUCGAGGAUGAGGUCAACCGGUUCGACGACGGCGACAUGGAGCGCAUGAAGCAGAAGACACGAGUUCUGACGCGUAUGCCUCUCACUCAGCCAUCGACAGAUCUCGUCGAGGUUACCCUGGAGCUCAUCGUUAUCAUCGACCACCUCCACACUCUGCUGCGUGACAGAGAAGCGCUUCUCGAGCUCACCGCGUUGAGACUGCAGUGGGACGACUUGCGAUUUGAAGCGACCCGCGAGUCAGCCAGUGUCAAGUUCGACAUCGAUCAUGUGGUGGAAGUGGCCCAAGCGUGGAUGCCGGGCGCUCCGGCGCUCGACAGCCGUUCGAACCUCAAGGCCCCCGUCCCAUCGAAAGCAUCAUCAUCAUCGCAGGGAUCAUCAUUAACCGACGCCCUGCUCCAGACCCCUGCUGGAUCGAAUGCCGCUGUGGGCGUGAGCCCCAUGAGGCAGCUGACCCCAUCGCCUGUGCGCAGCGCCUCAAAGUCGGCUCUCCACAUCUCGAUCCUGCGGUCUCAGCUCGUGGGUCUUCAAACACGACAUCGCAACUAUGCUUUCAACCUCGUCAAGCGGGCAAGCACCGUUCUUGACAGAAUGAUCGAUGCGGCUGGUCGAAUGAAGGAGCUCGGAGGAAUCGAGGGGCCGAUGGAGGACGAGGCCAACCGGCGGAAAGGUGCAGUGCCAGAAGCGUUUAUCGAAAUCCAGGAAUCACUGGAGGAAGAUGCGAAGGACAUCGGAGAGCGUGUGACUUGGUGCUCUCUGUUUGAAGGGCAGUCGAAGAAGGCUCACGAGUACUACGUCGCCUGUAACCAUUCUCGCCAUCUCGCCGGCCAGUUCUUGACCAAGAUCGAGCUCGCCCUGGCGGAACCUGCCUCGAGUUUCACGCAUGCCGAACUGAACCAACUGUUUAAGGAAGCCUCAGACAUUCUUCCGGCAGAAAUCGACGACACAUUCCCUCGACCGACCCAUGCUUCCUUCCCUACCAAAGACCAGCAUAACAAGGACAUUGAGAGCGUGUUACGGGCAGUCCGAAAAGAAGCGCAGGAUGAGCUGGACAUCGCCAGGAAGGCCCUUACAUUUUACAGCUCGCUUUUGAAAGCGCGGGAAUCACUACAAGCGCAGCAAAAUAGAGUCAAGACUCUUCGUCACCAACUGCAUCAGACGCUUCUCAGGUUCGAGCAGGGGGUUGCCGAUGCGCCUCGGCCAUCUCUGGAGGACGUCGCCAGGAACGGUGAAACUCAUGCCGGCUGGCUGGCGGCAGUGCCAGACUGGAUCGACAGCGGGGACUUGCUGGUGCGAGCAGCGUCCGAUACCCAAGAGGCUACGACGUUGGCUCUGAUGCAGUACCGCAAGGCCUUGCAGCCUCCGAUGGCCGUCAAGAAGCUCGCACCUGACACUGGUGUUCCGGAUGAUCUUGGAACCAUCGUGAAUGAUGACGCGUCCGACCUCAUAGACGUCGCUCGACGGUGUGCCAACCUCGCGAGCAGCGUCAAGACCGACCACGAAGCGCUCCCUAUCAUUCUCGGCGUCCGAAGAGACAACUCUGACGUUUCAAGCGACGUGGAGGAGCUGAGGAAGAAGCUUAUCGGAGCUGUCAAUCGGGCAGCGUGGUCGUCCCGCACUUCUGUGUCUGCCAAAUAUGAGGAUCUGGAUGACGAACUUCAGACGAUAGUUCGACAAGCUGAAGGUGCUGGAGAAGAACUCUCAAGGCUCGAGGCAAUCAUCGGCAACCGUCUACCUGUCACCAUGCCGCUGAAAGAGGCAUCGACGGCGAACCUGGAGGGCAUCGAUGCUGCGCGACGCGAUCUGGGCAUUCUUUCAAGGGUCACGCGCCAGGCGAAAGCUGUGGCUUCCGUCAGCAGUGAGGCGGCUGAGCACCUCGUGACGCUCGAUUCAGCUCGGGAUGCGAUUUCAGCAUCAAACGACAGUAUCAACGACGCCCUCGACAACAUCGCAAACAUCAAGAUCAUCGUCACUGAAUGGAGUGAUGGGAUCGCCAGGCGCGUUCCACUCGUCUCUGGCAACUCAUCUGGCUUUGCCACUCCUCGCCGGCCCUCGUCGGGCCCGUUGACGCCUCCAUUAACACCUGUCGGAACAGAACGCGACUUUGAUGUGGACGAGACAACAAUGAUCGAUCUCGAAAUGCUCGAUGACAGUGUCCGAUCCGAGAUCAACCGACAAUCGUCACGCGUCACAGCUGCCUUGACUCAUCUGCUCGCAGCUUCUGAGGAGAUCGCGUUCAAGUGCUGGACGGGACCCGUGAAGGAUGCUACCGCAACCCUAUCAACCCACUCGGCUACUCUGCGGGGCGUAAUCGACUCGCUCCGAGGAGAGGUUGCCGGAGCUCGCAACGCCGACGAAGAUGCCGUUUUGGAUCUUGCCAAGGAGAUUCAAAGCUCUGCCCUCGGCAAGCUGACGGAUCCUACAAAGGACGUCCAGGAGGCGAUUGGCGAUCUCAAUGAGGCCUUGAGUGCAGACGCUCAUAGCAGUGUCAACAUUCAGCGGGCUGCCGAUGUCUUCUCCUCUGCCGACGAUGCCCGCGAAGAGGGUCUCAAUGCCAUUGCUGCCGCUGAGGAGCUGCGCACGGAGGUCGAUCAGUUUGUCCUUGAGAGCGAGUUGGCAGCUGAGACCCGCGCGAAUGCCGCCGCUGCACCCGCUCCGGAGGCUCCUUCGACCCCCAAGCUCAACACGAGCCAGACCCGUAACAUCAAGGCUUUGUCCGACAAGCUCGGUGCUCUAGAGCUGGAGGCUAUCGUCCAUCCCACGCCUGAGUCGCUGAAGAAGACUCCAAAGCAUCGCCGCCUUCCCAGCACCCAUGUUGCAAAGUCUCUGACGGCAACGUUUGCCUCGAUCUCGAACAAUGCUCGAGCGCUGGCGAAGAAGGAUCCGAAUCAGAGUCCGGACAUGGCCCGUCUGCUGGACGAGGUCAACCGCCAAGGAGCGCUAGUCCCCGACCUCGGGGGCCUAGCGUCCGUCGGAGACGCCGUCGCUGCCUGUGACAAGGCGUUUAGCAAACUUCUCGAUGGCCUGGAUUCGGGAAACGCCUCGACGUGCAAGAAGCUGAGAGACGAAGCCGCUUCCGCGGUCAAGGCGCUGCACGCUGUGUCUGAGCCUCACGCCAGUGACAUCCGAGUCAAGACGGAGAGGCAGCGCAUUGCCCGCGCAUGGGCCGAUCUGCGCGGAAUGGCCGAUGGCGAGGCAGCGCCACCGGGUGCGAUAUCGUCGUCUGUGGUGUCCUCUUCCGUCGUUGACUCUGACAGCACUGCGCGGACUCCGGAGCCAGGGUUGGCCCGAAGGCGUGUCUCCUCCGCAUCGCGCAGCACGUACUCCUUCGCCAGCACCGGUCCCGGUCCGUCGUCAAGGGCGCACUCCAUCCGCAGUAGAUUUGCGUCUGGUGGAGCUCCGUCGCCCCGUCCUCAAGAGUCACCGGCACCCCGCCGGGCACGCAAGAGCGCACCGCCAAUUCCCUCGCCUAGUCCUGCCCGGUCCAGGAUCACUACGACUGUGCCUCAGCCCUUCCGUCUGUCUCGCUCUAACAGCGGCUCCUCGUUAGCAGCUGUUGAACAGGGCCAGGACAAGGUCUAUGAGCGGCCACCACGCCGACCACGCAAGUCUCUGGCUCCUGGGCCCCGGCCAAAGCCCGCUCCUCGAAACAUCAACAAGCUAGACGCUGCCGUGCGGCAGGUCCUCGACACCCUCGAUGUCAACAUCUCUGUCGUCGCUGCGGGCGAUAAGGACUCGGACAAGUGGCACGACGAAUCGGGCCGAUACUGGAUCGGCACGGGACCGAAAGCGCGGCUAUGUUUCUGCCGUAUCCUUCGAUCGCGCACGGUCAUGGUCCGUGUCGGUGGUGGAUGGGUCGAGCUCGGGCGCUACCUCAUUGACCGAUGUGCGGAUCAGCUCGGCGACGUGCCCGAACUACCAGAAGUAGAGGAACCUCAAACUCCCAGCCGCGUCACGGACCUGAGCACGUCGCCCAUCGCGCUCACGUCCUCCUCCCUCUCCGCAGCAAGGCGAUACCGCACCUUCUCCUCGGCGCGCUCGACCGUCUCGUCCUCGAUCUCAGGCAUCUCCGGGCGCGACAUCCGCACCCCGAGUCGGCCCCGCGCCUCCUUACCCCUCUUCAGCUCCGAGCUGGGGCUGGGCGCGCCCAGUCCCGAGACGCCCAGGCGGGUUAGUGCCCCGCUGAGCCACACGACGCCGGAGAGUCUCGGCGCAGGCCUUCCCGGCGGGCCGGGCAGUCCCCUCGUCCCGAUCCGCAAGGCGAGUGAGUCGCCGAGUGUCCGGAACAAGGAGAGGGAGCAGUUAUCCAAUCUGCCAGGCUUGGGCGCUUAG
This is a messenger RNA of Trichosporon asahii var. asahii CBS 2479, 4596 nucleotides long. RefSeq lists its product as uncharacterized. The transcript has 3 exons. Bases 1 to 4596 code for a protein of 1531 amino acids. NCBI's taxonomy places the organism in Eukaryota, Fungi, Basidiomycota, Tremellomycetes, Trichosporonales, Trichosporonaceae. The record is from RefSeq and is a predicted model, not a curated record. Gene Ontology annotation, molecular function: microtubule binding.